This is a messenger RNA of Copidosoma floridanum, 571 nucleotides long. RefSeq names its product M-phase phosphoprotein 6 (gene Mpp6). Gene Ontology annotation, biological process: maturation of 5.8S rRNA. The record is from RefSeq and is a predicted model, not a curated record. NCBI's taxonomy places the organism in Eukaryota, Metazoa, Arthropoda, Insecta, Hymenoptera, Encyrtidae.
CGCUAACCUCUACGAAAUUAUACAUUACUUAGACUCAAUUAAGUUAUAUUUCCUAUUUAAUCAAUUUUUAAAAGUUGUCAGCUCGUAGUGUUUAAUUCAUAUUUAUUUCAUCAUGGCUUUGAAAAAUUCCAAUCGGAAUUCUCUAUCAAAAUCAAUCCUGGAGAUGAAAUUUAUGAAGAGGACAAAAGAGAAGGUAGAAGAGCAAGCGUACCAAAAAGAGGGAGAAGAGUACUUUGGUAGAAAGGGAGUACCAAAACGUGCUGGGAAAUUCAUCAUUGAAGCAAGUUUUGCUUUCUGCGAAGAGUUGAUCGAUGGAAGGAUGAGCUUCCAAGGAGAAAAUCCCGAAAUCGAGAGGAUAAUGGAGCUGGAAGGCAUGAUGAAAAAUAUUAAGAAAGUUGACCAAGCCAAUGAAAUGGAUAUAUCGGAUGCUCAGAUGGCUAAGUUUUGGCAGACGACGCAUAAAAUAAAUGUCAGAAACAUUGGCGUUAAAUCUGAAAGGGAGGACAGUGCAGCGGAUGAGCCAAAAAGAAAAAGGCCGAAAUUUUUGAAGCCAGCUGACGACGACAUCUAG